This is a messenger RNA of Linderina pennispora, 444 nucleotides long. RefSeq lists its product as uncharacterized. The transcript has a single exon. Lineage: Eukaryota; Fungi; Kickxellomycota; Kickxellomycetes; Kickxellales; Kickxellaceae. The record is from RefSeq and is a predicted model, not a curated record. Gene Ontology annotation, biological process: regulation of cyclin-dependent protein serine/threonine kinase activity. Bases 1 to 444 code for a protein of 147 amino acids. Gene Ontology annotation, molecular function: protein kinase binding; cyclin-dependent protein serine/threonine kinase regulator activity. Gene Ontology annotation, cellular component: nucleus; cyclin-dependent protein kinase holoenzyme complex.
AUGCGCACAACAGACCGGCUGGCCAGCGGGCCUGGGCUGCGCGGCAACUUUGGCCACAUAAUUCCAGCCUCGGCGACCCUGCCGUCCAUCGAGGUGUUUGUGAACAGCAUCACCGCCUCGCUCCACAUCAAAGCCGCAGUGCUCGUAACAGCGCUUGUAUACGUCGAGCGGCUCGGCCACCGGCUGCCAAAGAGCGCCCAGGGCACGGCUGACACCCCAUACCGCAUUUUCCUGGCUGCGCUAGUGCUGGCCGACAAGUACUGGUCAGACUACGCAGUCAAGGCAAAGAGCCUGGUCAAGGCGGCUGGCGGGCUGUUCCAGCUCAGCGAGAUCUGCGCCAUGGAGCGCGCAGUGCUGAAGAUCCUCGGGUUCAGACUGUAUGUGUCGACCGAGGAGCUGCGCCAGUACGCCGACAAGCUGUCUAUCGAUCUCGACCAGGCCUGA